AUGCAGAACUCUGACGCCCUUACCGAGGGUCGUCGCAUCUACAUGGGCAACCUUCUGUACUCCGUCAAGCCCGCUGAUGUCGAGGGACUCCUUCAGGAUGCCGGCUUCACCCAGUACGAGAAGAUUCACAUUUCGGUUGAUCCCCUUAGCGGAAGGAACCCUGGCUACUGCUUCAUCGAGUUCACCACUCGUGAGGAGGCUGAGCGCGCUCUUGAGAGCUUGGCUGGCGUUGACCUUUGCGGACGUUCCGUGAAGCUCGGCCCUUGCCACCCCAAGACUUCUUCUCAGCGUCGGGAGGGAGCGUCCGCCUCCCCUGCGCCCCGCUCCACUUUCGAUCGGUGGGGUGACUGGAGAAGCGGCAGCAAGCCCGCGGCGACUGAGGAGCAGAGGUCGUAUGGUACUCAGAGGCGCACUGGUAGUGAUGCGAAGGAGGGCGUUGUCCAAAACAACAAGAGACUCUAUGUUGGUGGUCUUGGCGAGAUGAUCGACCAGGAGCAGAACGACGCAGAGAUCCGUGAGAUCUUCCUUGGGUUCGAGAUUGUGACUAUCGGCAAGCGUAUCGCUCCCAACCCUCUUUCGAGGCCUCAGAACGGCAGCGGUAGCCACCACUACUGCUUCGUCGAUUUUGCGUCCGAGGACGAGGCUGAGCGUGCUAUGACGGCGACCAACGGCAGGCCCAUCCUGGGCGGCACCCUUCGUGUCUACCCUGCCAAGUCCAAGGCUCCUGUCCGGGAGGCUGAGGAGGGCUCCUCCUACAGACCUCGCGGCGAGCGCACUGAGCGCACUGAGCGUACCGAGAGGGCGGAGCGCCCCGCAAGGACUGAUCGCAACCCUGAGCGUCAGAGGGAGAUCCUCGGUGCCAGGAGCUGGAGGGCCGGCCCCAGCGCCGUUGCUGCCGAGUGA
Molecule: messenger RNA, 903 nt
Organism: Neurospora tetrasperma FGSC 2508
Lineage: Eukaryota; Fungi; Ascomycota; Sordariomycetes; Sordariales; Sordariaceae
Exons: 2
Coding region: 1-903 (300 amino acids)
Molecular function (GO): RNA binding
Source: RefSeq, a predicted model, not a curated record